Indicator indicator is the source of this 3494-nucleotide messenger RNA. RefSeq names its product ZFP36 ring finger protein like 2 (gene ZFP36L2). The coding region runs from base 200 to 1633 and encodes 477 amino acids. Lineage: Eukaryota; Metazoa; Chordata; Aves; Piciformes; Indicatoridae. The transcript has 2 exons. The record is from RefSeq and is a predicted model, not a curated record. Gene Ontology annotation, molecular function: mRNA binding; metal ion binding.
UUCCGCAGUUCGUCUGCUGCUGUGCAGCUGCCGUCGCCACUUCGGCUCGGCACCCGUCGUCCCGCCGGGAAGGAGACGGGACCGUUUUGGAUCUCAAGAAAACUGCCUCCUCCUAUAUAGUCGUGGCUUUUCCAAACUCUCCGAGGAAAGUUGGAUCUUUCGGUCCUUCCUGUAUUUCCGACCAUUACAGGAUCUAGAAAUGUCGACGACACUUUUAUCCGCCUUCUACGAUAUCGACUUCUUGUGCAAGACUGAGAAGUCGCUGACCAACCUCAGCAGCAUGCUGGAUAAGAAGGCUGUGGGGACCCCGGUGACCCCCCCCAGCUCCAGCUUCGCGCCGGGCUUCCUGCGGCGGCACUCGACCAGCAACCUGCCGGCGCUGGCCGGCGGCUCCAAGUUUCCCAGCCCCACCGGCUCCAGCUCUUCUUCCACCUCCUCCUCCUCCUCCUCCUCGUCCUCGUUCGGCAGUAUGAAAGAGGCGGGCUCUGGCGGAGGCGGCAGCAGCAGCCCCACGGCCCUACUCAACAAGGAGAACAAGUUUCGGGACCGCUCCUUCAGCGAGAACGGCGAGCGCAGCCAGCACCUCAUGCAGCAGCUCCAGCAGCAAGCGGCAGCGGUCGGCAAGGGGGGCGGCUCCGGCGGCGGGGCCCCUAUCAACUCGACGCGCUACAAGACGGAGCUGUGCCGCCCCUUCGAGGAGAGUGGCGCCUGCAAGUACGGCGAGAAGUGCCAGUUCGCGCACGGCUUCCACGAGCUGCGCAGCCUCACACGCCACCCGAAGUACAAAACCGAGCUCUGCCGCACCUUCCACACCAUCGGCUUCUGCCCCUACGGUCCCCGCUGCCACUUCAUCCACAACGCCGACGAGCGCCGCCCGGCGCCCGGAGGGGGAACUGCUGGCGCCGCCUCUGCAGGGGGGCCCCACCCCCACCCACACCACCCGCCACCGCACCCCACCGGCAGCACCGGCGACCUCCGCGCCUUCGUCCCCCGCGAACACCCGCUAGGCGGCGGCGGCGGCGGCGGCAGUAGCUUCGGGCACCCGCGCGGCGGCGAGCGACCCAAGCUGCACCACAGCCUGAGCUUCUCCGGCUUCUCCGCCCACCACCACCCGCACCCCCAUAGCGCCGCGCCACCGCCACCCGGCGGCCGCCUGGAUGUCGCCCUGCUGGAGAGCCCCGGCGGGUCGCGCACACCGCCGCCGCCCACCUCCGCCUCGUACUGCGAGGAGCUGCUCUCGCCCCCGUGCGCUAACAACGCAUUCGCCUUCUCGGGGCAGGAGUUAGGCAGUCUCAUCGCCCCACUCGCUCUCCACACCCAGAACUUCGCCGCUGCAGCUGCCGCGGCUGCUGCGGCCGCGGCCUACUACCGCUGCCAGCAGCAGCCGCCUCCACCCGGCGGGGGCUGCCCGCCUCCUCCCGCCUCGCCGCCCUUCAGCUUCCAGCCCCUCCGCCGCCUCUCCGAGUCGCCUGUCUUCGACGCGCCGCCCAGUCCCCCGGACUCUCUUUCCGACCGGGAGAGCUACUUGAGCGGCUCCCUCAGCUCCGGUUCCCUCAGCGGCUCCGAGUCGCCCAGCCUAGACUCGGGCCGCCGCUUGCCCAUCUUCAGUCGCCUCUCCAUCUCCGACGACUAGGGGGGCCGGGAAUACCGGACUGCCGCCGCUCGGCCCUGUGGCUGCCAAGCAAGUAAGUUAACGAGUGAAGAAAGUGAAUUCUCUUUUUUUAUCUAUAUAUCUAUCUCUAUAUAUACACCGAGAGCUGAACAAAACAAAGCAUCUUGCAAAAGGAAAAACGACACGAACUGAACAAACCUAUUUUUAUAGAGAGACCUUGGAAGAAGGGGAUUUUUGGUUUGUUUUUUUUGUCGUUGUUCUUUGGAGACAAGUUGUUAUAUGCACCAGCAGCAGUCAUUCCAUCUGUGUUCAAACGAAAAAAAAAAACCAAACCAAACCAAAAAAGAGCAAGCAUUAGAAAAGACACCAGCAGAAAGCAACAAUCCGAGGAGCCAGAGUUGUGCCUGUCCAGCUCCUCCAAACCUUCAGACACGUACAAAAAAAGUUACAGACUAGCUUAUUGUUGAUUCGAGUUCAAAUAAAAACCCAGAACAUACUAAACUAUAAGGGGUUUUUUUGUAAAGAGGAAAAAAAAAAAUCCAUCAUCCUGCCAAGAAUAUGCCUUGAUAACCUUUUUUUAUAUAUCUAUAUAUUAUUAUAACAAAUGCUAAAACCUUCAUUCCAAAGUGUAAUAUUGGUUCCAUUGCCACCACUUAGUGGAUGUUUGGCUUAGAACUAUUUUGUUGUUGUUGUUGCUUUAUUUGGAAGCACUCAACCAAGUUUAGUUUGUAAUUGUUGGAGAAUAACUGCUGAUUUUAUUUUUUUCUUUUUUUUUAGCUGUUUGAGUUGAUUGCAUGAAUGACUCACUGCACACAACUCAAUAUGAAACUAUUUAACUUAUUUAUUAUCUUGUGAAAAGUAUACAUUAGUAAUUUGUUCAUACUGUAUUUAUCGGGUAUGAUGAAAAGCAAUAGAUAUAUAUUCUUUUAUUAUGUUUAAAUUAUGAUUGCCAUUAUUAAUCGGCAAAAUGCGGAGUGUGUUCUUUUCACAGUAAUAUAUGCCUUUUUGUAACUUCACUUGGUUAUUUUAUUGUAAAUGAGUAAAAUUCUUAAUUUAAGAGAUUGUAUGUAAUAUUUAUUUCAUUAAUUUUUUUCCUUGUUUACGUAAAUCUGAAAGAUUGCAUGGUUUCUUUAGAGAAAUCGGUCUCGAUGCUGUGGAAGUAGUUUGAGGAAUUUCUAUGGGUUUUGUUAGAAUGUAAAUGGUUGUAGCCCAUCCGAGUUGAAACACACACGAAAAAAGAAGACAACAAAAGACUGACUUAGCAAUCAGACUUAAAAGUGGCAAAUCUAAUUCAGACUUGUUGAAAUAACCAAAAAGUAUUUUGCGUUGCUUAAUUCCACCAAUCACACUGUGAUAUAUUUUCAAAAUGUAUGUAGCAAUAAUUGGGGGUCCUGGUAUUACAUCUCAUAGUGCCUUCUUGGGGUUCCAUGCUUGCCUUAAAUAUCUCUCAACCAAAUAAGUAUUUUUCUUAAUGCUUGAUAAUUUGAAUGUAGGGAAGAGUUUUAACUACAGCAAAAUUUGACUACUUUAUUUUGUGUAAGAAUGGAGGCCAUCUUUGGAUCUGAAACUUUAUACCAGUUUACGAACAUGUCUUGCUUAAUUGAAUUCCAAAACUUGUAAUGUUUUUUUUUUUUUUUUCUCAUGUUAGAAAGGCAGGAGUUUUCUAAAACUUUCCUGGAUGGUGGAUGAAUGAGCAGUAGCUUAGUUAUGUUUGUACAUAGGUACAGAUUGAGCACUAUGUACUCUUUUGGACUACUUUAACAGAACUAUGUUUUGAAUGUAACUAAAGGAUAAGUCAACUUGAGUUGUAAUAUAUUUUUUGGGAGUCAGUUCACUACAGAUUGUGAGACUGUAAACUUUGUACUGUAAAUGUUUUGUAGUU